Messenger RNA from Capronia epimyces CBS 606.96, 429 nucleotides. RefSeq lists its product as uncharacterized. Lineage: Eukaryota; Fungi; Ascomycota; Eurotiomycetes; Chaetothyriales; Herpotrichiellaceae. The record is from RefSeq and is a predicted model, not a curated record. The transcript has 2 exons. The coding region runs from base 1 to 429 and encodes 142 amino acids.
AUGACUGUUGAAGGAAAGCCGCUGACCUCGUUGCAGGGCGUCAUCUUGACCACCGCGCCCUUUCUCUUCCUCUGGAGCACACUCCGCGGCCACGUCGAACGCCAUGGCGCCUUUGCCGUCGCUCGAACUCUGAUCCGCCUCAACAGUCAGAUCUACGUCCUUUUCUCCCUCGCUCUCACCUUGCUUGAUCCUCAACGACGUGUGGCAGACCCUUCGAUCGGCUCCUAUGUGGCAUUCCACCAUCUUACCACCCCCUUUUUGACUUACUUCCGAGUCCUGAAUGCGGUAGACUGGCAACUGUUCGCCUUCCUGAAUUGCUUCCACCAUUUCUUCAUGUAUGCCUACUUUGGCGGAGUGUCUGUUUUCAGGCCCAUCCUGCCACUGACUGGCUGGCUGCGACUUGGUGCCGCAAUCAGCCUCGACGCCUAA